This is a messenger RNA of Cuscuta epithymum, 2524 nucleotides long. The record is from the annotation of a GenBank genome assembly. NCBI's taxonomy places the organism in Eukaryota, Viridiplantae, Streptophyta, Magnoliopsida, Solanales, Convolvulaceae.
GGUUAGGGGAGUUAAAUAGCUUAUUAAGUGCCUCUAGCUUAUUUAGUUGUCUAUUUAGUCCCUGCGUGGACUUUUGCUAUAAAUAGAAGCUGGGGUAGCCAUAAUAGGUAGACUGUUAUUUGAUUGAAUGUUGCCUUGUUGCCUAAGAGUCCCGGUUGCCUUUGUUGCCUAAGUUGAGACUAUUCCUAUCAAUAAACAUCAUCUUCCCUAUCCUUUUAUCAGAUCUGUGUUGCUUGUUACUGUUUGUGCUCAGAUUAUUAACAGGUUCCUAUCAUUGGUAUCAGAGCAUCACUGCUCCUGGGGAUCCGAUUGAAGUGUCACUUAUCAUCGAUCGACUACCCUGGAGCUAUGGAAGAAGCCUGGACACCAGAAAUGGAGGCUCGCUUGGAUAAGCUCAAACUGGAGAUGAAGACGGCUAUGGCCACCCUCGCGACAGCGAUGAAGGAACAGAUCCAUAUCAGCAUCGCGACUGCGAUAGCAGCGAUGAUGGAACAUAAUCCGUCCAGGGGGAAAUCACGAUCACAACUUCAUCAUCAUUCUCGAUCAUCGCAUAGUCCGACGCGGGCCAUUACUUCGAUUUCAUCAUCGCGAACCGCAUCAUCUCCCAGUUCCCCGUCACAGGUUUCUUCUCGGUUUUCUCAGUCGCGAACUCCUUCGCGGACGACAACUGCUCCCAGUUCGCAAGCUUCACCGCGAACAGAGUUCCCUAGUUUGCCAUCUCUCGGCGUUCGUCACCAGUCGUCAUCGCGAGAAGAUCUUCGCAGUUCAGGUUCACCACUAUCAGUUUCGCUGAGUUUGCAGGUUUCAUCUCAGCCGCAAACCCCUUCUCCCAGUACGCGAGCAUCUUCGCUAACAGGAUAUUCCAGUUCGCCUGCCCUUUUGCAAUUCGCAUCUCACGGUGCGCAGGUUCCAGCAGUCCGACAUGAGGGAGUCAUUCAGCGGCAACUUCCAUCUGAGGUUAAAUUCAUUGAUGAUGAUGGACCAGAGAAGAAAUCGUCUGUGGUGAAUCCAGCCUUUGAUGAUAAAAUUGCUGGUGCAAAUACUGCGGAAGGAUCAGGUACAACUAAUUUUACAGAAUCUGUUCAGCAGGAAAUCCUUAAUGUCACUAAACAAAUAGAUGGAUCUCAAGCUACAUCUUCCACUGCUUCUAUACAAGAAGUUAAGGGCAGAAUGACAGAUGUGGCAUUCACCAAUGUCCUAAAAAAUGAAUUAAAAUCAGACACGAUACAGAUGGUUACCAAAAUGCACCAGUCAGUAAACGAUAUUGCCAUAUCUCAGGAAGAGGAACCGUUAGGGAACAUUGUGAGAACCACUUCUCUGGAUUUGGGUGCCUGGACUACCUGUAUAAAGGAAAUUGAGAAAGCAGAUAAGGGAAACAUUCUGAAGAAAUAUGUUGAUCACGAGGCAUGUAUUGGUUCUGGGGAUAUAGUUGGGGAGGUUCUGGGAAUUCCAAAUCAACAGUUAGAUCGCUACUUUGAAGAUUCCAAGGUGUUGGUUGACAGGAGGCCACGAUCACAAUGGCAAACUGAUGAAGAAAAGGAAUCUGCUGCUGUUUAUGUUAGCUCGGGGACUACCCUUGAUGCCAAAAUGGUUGCUGAAAAUGCUAGGGGAAUGACACCAGUUUAUAUUCUUUUGCUAAAUGGAGGUGUAGGUUUUGAUAACAUGGUUUACACACUUACUAAUAGAAGAGGGAUGGAGGAGGGUGUUGCUUAUGCUGAAAAUCAGAAUAAGCCUAUGGUGGUUGACAGCGUGGUAAUAGUCCUGGGGGCCUUGGCGAAGUCAGGGGUGCAUCCACAGAAUAUUGCAAUUGAAGAAUCAGUGUUCACUCAAUCUGAGGCCAAGCUGGGGAUGUUAGUAAGGGGUAAAGUUAAUACUGUUGACAGUUUUUAUGACAUUUUUCAAAUUGCAAGUGGCACGAAAGAAAAUUUCCAGCCUCGACAUAUGUCAGAAAUUGUAGAAAAACUGGGGAAGAGAAGCUUGGAACCUGGUUUUGAAAAUUACCAACUUCUGGUUCUUGAUGUGGGUGUUUGCAAAUUGGUACUUUCUGCCAAGUACGCACUAAUCAGCCCGUCUCAACAUUUUCCCUUGGAUUUUAGUCAAGCCUUAACUACUGCUUUGGGAGAAAAGGCUGGAAAAUAUAUGGAACAUUAUCAUGAAGUCAGGAAAAGGGUGGAAUGCAAACAAGGAUUAACACGCAAGCAAACAAGGAUUAACACGCAAGCAGACCCAUUUUGCUGAAUGCAAAUAAGGGGGUUAGGGGAGUUAAAUAGCUUAUUAAGUGCCUCUAGCUUAUUUAGUUGUCUAUUUAGUCCCUGCGUGGACUUUUGCUAUAAAUAGAAGCUGGGGUAGCCAUAAUAGGUAGACUGUUAUUUGAUUGAAUGUUGCCUUGUUGCCUAAGAGUCCCGGUUGCCUUUGUUGCCUAAGUUGAGACUAUUCCUAUCAAUAAACAUCAUCUUCCUUAUCCUUUUAUCAGAUCUGUGUUGCUUGUUACUGUUUGUGCUCAAAACUUAGCACAAUAUUAAAA